AAAUAAGCGCCUUUGUUUCAAACUUUCUUUUCUUUUUUACUUUACAUUUAUAUAAAAAAUGGUUCUUGCUACUAACCUUGGUUUCCCUUACGUUGGUGCUCAACGUGAACUCAAGAAAUCCGUCGAAGCCUACUGGUCUGGCAAGAUUUCCGAAGCUGAUUUGAAGGCUGCUUACUUCACUAUUCAGCAAAAGAACUGGAAGUUGCAAAAGGAAGAAGGUUUGGACCACAUUCCCUCUGGUGAAUUCACUCUCUAUGAUCGUGUUUUGGAUACUGCUCAUCAAUUUGGUGUCAUUCCUCAACGCUACCAACACAUCAAGGACCCUCUCCAACAAUUCUUUGCUAUGGGUCGUGGCCUUCAAAAGCCUGCUACUGAGACCUCUGAGAAGAUCGACGUUCCUGCUCAAGAAAUGAAGAAGUGGUUCGAUACCAACUACCACUUUAUCGUCCCUGAAUUCGAGCCCAACCAGACCUUCAAGUUGCAAAACCCUGUAUCUGUCGAACAAUACAAGGCUGCCAAGUCUCUCGGUAUCGAAACUCGUCCUGUCUUGAUCGGUCCUGUCACUUUCCUCCACCUCGGUAAGGCCGCCAAGGGAUUUGACAAGUUCGAUACUAUCUCUCUCUUGCCUCAGUUGCUCCCCAAGUACGUUGAGCUCAUCAAGCAAUUGGAAGCUGAGGGAGCCCAAUGGGUCCAAAUCGAUGAACCUGCCUUGAUCCUCGAUUUGCCCGCUCAUGUCAAAGCUGCCUUUGAAGAUGCUUAUAAGACGAUCAAGUCUCAAACCAACAUCAAGGUUCUUGUUGCUGCUUACUUUGGUCGUGUGGAAGACAAUGUCCAUGGUCUCUUGCCUCAUGUUGACGGUGUCCACCUUGACCUUGUCCGUGCCCCCUCUGAGUUGGAUGCUAUCUUGCCUCUCCUCAAGAACAACCAAGUCUUGUCUCUCGGUGUCGUCGAUGGCCGUAAUGUCUGGAUCAACAACUUGUCCAAGUCUAUUGAAUUGGCUCAAAAGGCUGUUCAAGCUCUCGGCAAGGACCGUGUCUUUGUUGCUCCCUCUUGCUCUUUGGCUCACUCUCCUUACUCCACAAGCUAUGAAAAGAAGAUUGCCAGCCAAAAUCCCGAACUGUUCAGCUGGUUGUCUUUCUCUGUUGAAAAGGUCAAGGAAAUUGUUGUCAUUGCUAAGGCUGUUCGUGGUGGAGUUGAUGGUGUCAAGGAAGCUUUGGACAAGAACGCUGCUGCUGUCGAAUCUCGUCGUACCUCCAGCCAGACUGUCAACCCUCAAGUCCGUGAACGUGUCUCCAAGGUUCCUGCCCAAGACUGGAAGCGUCCUAACCCCUUCCCUGUCCGUCGUGAAGCUCAAGUUAAGAAGCUCAAGUUGCCUCUCUUCCCUACUACCACCAUUGGUUCCUUCCCUCAAACCAAGGAAAUCCGUGUUGCUCGUCAAAAGCACAACAAGGGUGAGUUAUCUGAUGCGGACUAUGAUGCUUUCAUCAAGAACGAAAUGAAGAAGAUGGUUGAAUUCCAAGAAAAGGUUGGCUUGGAUGUCCUUGUUCACGGUGAGCCCGAACGUAACGACAUGGUUGAACACUUUGGUCACCUUCUCUAUGGUUAUGACUUUACUGAAAAUGGUUGGGUUGUUUCCUAUGGUUCUCGUUGUGUCAAGCCUCCUGUCAUCUUUGGUGAUGUCUCUCGUCGUGGCCCCAUGACUAUUGAAGAAAUUGCCUAUGCUCAAUCCUUGACUAAGAAGCCUAUGAAAGGUAUGCUUACUGGUCCCGUCACCAUGAUGAAGUGGUCAUUUGUCCGUGAUGAUCUUCCCUUGAACGAGGUUUGUACUCAAAUCGGUUUGGCUCUCCGUGAUGAAGUUGUCGAUUUGGAAUCUGCUGGUAUCCCUUGUAUCCAAGUUGAUGAACCUGCUAUCCGUGAAGGUUUGCCCAUCCGUCGUGCUGAUUGGGAGGCUUAUCUCGAAUGGUCUGUUGCCUGUUUCCGUUUGUCUACUGCUGGUGUCCGUGACGAAACUCAAAUCCACACUCACAUGUGUUACUCUGACUUUAACGAUAUCUUUGGUGCUAUUACUGCUUUGGAUGCUGAUGUUAUCACUAUUGAAAACUCCAAGUCUGAUGAACGUUUACUUCAAGUCUUCCAAACUCAAGGAUAUCCUCAAGAAGUUGGUCCUGGUGUCUUUGAUAUCCACUCUCCUCGUGUUCCCGGUGUUGAAGAAAUGAAGGCAAAGAUCGUCGGUGUCAUCCAAUACCUUCCCAAAGAACGUGUCUGGGUCAAUCCUGAUUGUGGUCUCAAGACUCGUGGAUGGCCUGAAACUGAAGCUGCCUUGACCAACAUGGUUGAAGUCGCCAAGCAACUUCGUGCUGAAUACGCUUAAGAAAAUUGUAAAUAGUUCAACACUAGAGUAUAUCCCCUUAAUAUUAUACGCCAUGUUUAUAAAUAUUUAUUUUGUACAAAAAAAAAGUUCAACACUGAUAAUAAAAGCAAUUGAUUUGUUAAAUUUACGCUAUAAAUUUUUUUUUUCUUUGUUUAUUGUUUUCACAAAUGAUUUGAGUUGCAGAUCCGUCAUAAUAGUUUGCCCGGUAAUUCAUUGGACGGAAAAAUAAAGAAUAGUAUAUCCAUCGGAGAAGCUUGCAGACAUGAAGUAUCUAUUAAAAUAAACAUGAAAAAGGCUCUUUAAAGCCUUGUUUGUUUAGUAUAUAAACAAGGGUAUAAGGAACAAAUAGAUUCGACAAGGGGGAGAAACAGAAAGUGAA
Molecule: messenger RNA, 2750 nt
Organism: Rhizopus microsporus ATCC 52813
Lineage: Eukaryota; Fungi; Mucoromycota; Mucoromycetes; Mucorales; Rhizopodaceae
Product: cobalamin-independent methionine synthase
Exons: 1
Coding region: 59-2371 (770 amino acids)
Molecular function (GO): zinc ion binding; 5-methyltetrahydropteroyltriglutamate-homocysteine S-methyltransferase activity
Source: RefSeq, a predicted model, not a curated record